This is a messenger RNA of Oxyura jamaicensis (ruddy duck), 1026 nucleotides long. RefSeq names its product homeobox D13 (gene HOXD13). The record is from RefSeq and is a predicted model, not a curated record. The coding region runs from base 1 to 912 and encodes 303 amino acids. Gene Ontology annotation, biological process: regulation of transcription by RNA polymerase II. The transcript is spliced from 3 exons. Lineage: Eukaryota; Metazoa; Chordata; Aves; Anseriformes; Anatidae. Gene Ontology annotation, molecular function: RNA polymerase II cis-regulatory region sequence-specific DNA binding; DNA-binding transcription factor activity, RNA polymerase II-specific.
AUGGACGGACUGCGCGGCGACACCAGCGGCGGCGGCGGCGGCGGCGGCGCCCCCGGGCAGUGCCGUAAUUUUCUCUCCUCGCCCGUUUUCGGGGCGGCGCACACGGGCCGAGCGGCCGCCGCCGCCGCCGCCGCCGCCGCUGCCUCGGGGUUCGCUUACGGCGGCGGAGGGGAGCGGCCGGGGGCGGCGGCGCGGGCAGACCCCCCGGCCAAGGACUGCCCGGGCUCCGGCGCGCCGCCCGCCGCCCCCGCGCUCGGCUAUGGGUAUCACUUUGGCAAUGGAUACUAUAGCUGCAGGAUGUCCCACGGGGUUGGGAUCCAGCAGAACGCCCUGAAGUCUCCCCCCCAUGCCUCCAUUGGCGGCUUUCCCGUGGAAAAGUACAUGGACGUCUCCAGUCUGACCAGCACGAGUGUCCCCGCCAAUGAAGUCUCCUCCAGGGCGAAGGAAGUGUCCUUCUACCAGGGCUAUACAACCCCCUACCAGCACGUUCCUGGGUACAUAGACAUGGUCUCAACGUUUGGCUCUGGGGAACCGAGACACGAAACAUACAUAUCAAUGGAGGGCUAUCAGUCCUGGACUCUGGCUAAUGGCUGGAAUAGUCAGGUUUACUGUGCCAAAGAUCAGACACAGAGCUCACACUUUUGGAAAUCGUCCUUUCCAGGGGACGUUGCACUAAACCAGCCAGAUAUGUGUGUCUACCGGCGUGGGAGAAAGAAGCGAGUGCCGUACACAAAACUCCAGCUUAAAGAACUCGAGAAUGAAUAUGCCAUUAACAAGUUCAUUAACAAGGACAAGAGGCGAAGGAUAUCCGCAGCCACAAACCUGUCUGAGAGACAAGUUACCAUUUGGUUUCAGAACAGGAGGGUGAAGGAUAAGAAAAUAGUCUCCAAACUGAAAGACAACGUUUCUUGAUCUAUUAGUUGCGGACAGUGAUGGAUAUAUAAACUCAAUUUACGACCAGCUAAAGACUUUUGGAAAGACUUGAAAACAUAUUUAAUUUUUUUUUCUCCUUCCAGCGGUGGCGAA